UGUCCACGAUGGCCCUGCAGUGUGGAUGACCAGCCCAGUCCAGGCCCUCACCUCAAUGGCCCCUUGAGGCUCUACGCCCUUAAUCUCCUGAACCACAGCCCCUGGUCCCAUUCAAGCCUGGCAGUCCGGUAGGAGUGAGCAGUCCAAGUCCGUGGAGCAAGCAAGCGGAAGGGGCCUCAGGAACUCUGGAAACAUUCUCCAACAACUCGGCAAAAUGACCAGCCUGUUCCGGCGGAGCAGCAGUGGCGGCAGCGCCGGUGGUGGUGGCAGCGGGGCUGGAGCACGUGGGGGUGGGGGAGGCCCUGCAGCCUCCGCCGCUGCCCCGCAGGAACUCAACAACAGCCGGCCGGCCCGCCAGGUGCGCCGCCUAGAGUUCAACCAGGCCAUGGACGACUUCAAGACCAUGUUCCCCAAUAUGGAUUAUGACAUCAUCGAGUGCGUGCUGCGUGCCAACAGCGGUGCAGUGGAUGCCACCAUCGACCAGCUGCUGCAGAUGAACCUGGAGGGAGGCGGCAGCACCUGUGACGACAGCUCAGACUCGGAGGAUAGCAUCCCUGCGGAGAUCUUGGAAAGGACGUUGGAACCCGAUAGCUCGGAUGAAGAGCCCCCACCUGUGUACUCCCCGCCAGCCUACCACAUGCACAUGUUCGACCGGCCUUACCCCAUGGCUCCCCCAACCCCACCUCCCCGGACUGAUGUGCUAGGCUCUGUACCCCCUUCAAACCAGAAGCGCUACCGGAACUGGAACCCACCACUGCUGGGAAACCUGCCUGAUGACUUUCUCCGUAUCUUGCCCCAGCAGCUGGACAGUGGUCAGGGUAACCUCGCCAGUCCCAAGCCUGCAAGCAGAGAGGGAGGCCCACCUCCUGUGCCCGGGCCUGACUCCCGGGACCAGGAGAGCCGCUGGAAGCAGUACCUGGAGGACGAGAGGAUCGCGCUCUUCCUGCAGAAUGAGGAGUUUAUGAAGGAGCUACAGCGCAACCGUGACUUCCUGCUCGCCUUGGAGAGAGAUCGAUUGAAAUACGAGUCCCAGAGAUCCAAAUCCAACAGUGUGGCCUUGGGAGGUGACCUUGGCUUUCCCUCUUCUGUCCCAGGAAACAGCGACACCAACCCCACUGCGUCCGAAGAUGCCUUAUUCAGGGACAAGUUGAAACACAUGGGAAAAUCCACCCGCAAGAAGCUGUUUGAGAUUGCCCGGGCUUUCUCCGAAAAGACCAAGAUGAGGAAGUCGAAGAGGAAACACUUGUUGAAGCAUCAUUCGCUGGGAGCUGCAGCGUCGACAGCCAACCUCCUGGACGACGUGGAGGGCCACGCCUGUGAUGAAGAUUUCCGGGGAAGGCGGCAGGAGGCACCCAAACUGGAGGGGCUCUUGCGAGAAGGACAGUAAGAGAGGCUGGCAGCUCCUCUUCUGACCCACUGGGGACACCGGCUGAGGCCGCCGCUGCAGCAGGACACACGGUGCUCGCUGCCCGCUGCCCGAGGCCCUCUGGCUAUCAGCGCAGCCACUGCCACUUCCCGCUGGACCCGGCACACUGGAGUCCCAGCCUGUGACUGGAGGAAGGACCUGGAGCCCACUUCCGUAGCCUGGCUUAUCCCAGCCAGGAGUGGAAAUGGAGGAACCACCCUUUUAAAAAAAGAAAAAAGAAAAAAAAGAACCAGUUCUGGAAGCAGGCCCAGGUUGCAGCUGGCAAGGUCAGGAUGACCCACCAGAGGCUCUUUGACUGCCAGACCUUCCUUCCUCCCUGCCUCCCUCCCUGCCUCCCUCCCUGCCUCCCUCCUGCCUUCUCCCUGCCUCCCUCCUGUCUCCCACUUUUCCUGGGGCUCAGGAUCAGCCUGAUCCCCCACUCCUUACUCCCUUCCAUGGCCUCCUGCUUCUUAGCUGGCAGUCUGGGCAACUGCAGGGUCACUUCCUGGAGGAGGGACAGCCUGCCGCCAGGCCAUCCUCUGUCUGCCCUGCAGGGAUGGACAGGGUGUCCCCUCCCAUCCCCGCCCCAGAGCUGCCCAAGUCUUUGGGGAGACCUGGCCUGUUCUGCGGCCACCUAACAGUGGAGGUUCCCAGGGGCAGGCAUCCCAGCUGGAUGGAGUUGGGUUCUGGAGGGACCCAGCGGAAAGGUACAGGGGCUGCAGAGCCAGUAGAAGGAGCUGGUGGCCUGGGUGUCAGCACCAAGGGCAGCAGGGCCUGCCAGGGGUCCCUUGCCAAGAGCAAGGUCAACAGCAAAGGUGGGCUUCAAGGAAAAACUUGGAUUCCAGGUGCACCCACAUGCUGUUUGUGGGCUGGGAGGCCGCCCAGUGUCCCUGGCUCCUCCCUCGACUUGGGAACAUGUCGACCUUUCUGAGAGUGAGAAUGCCUGGGUGGGCAUCAAAUCUGAAGGCAGUGGGGGCAUCCUGGUGGCCUCAGGUGGCUCUGAGGUGACCAGACACGGUGGGGGAUGGGGUGGAGGACAAGCACACGGGUUCUUUCUGGGCGCUCCUUGCUCCAUGGCCCCACAUGGCAAACUGACCAAGUUUGGAAGCAUGGCGCUGGCACUGGGCCCCUACAAGUGCCAAGUGGGCCGCCUGUCCCUGAUUGUCCCCACCACCCCGAGAGGCUCCCAAGGAGCAGCUUGGGGCUCCUGGUUCUGACCCCUCCCCGUGCCAGGGCCCCACAUCUCUCUGUGUGUGAGUGUGUGUGUUGCCUUGUUUUAUUAUUAUUAUUUUCCCUCUGAUGUGUUUUUUUUUUUCUUGGAACUGUUUCCUAGGAAUUCCUGUAAUAAAGACUUGCUGUUCUCUU
Ochotona curzoniae (black-lipped pika) is the source of this 2770-nucleotide messenger RNA. It is a transcript of the gene CUEDC1, whose product is annotated as CUE domain containing 1. The record is from RefSeq and is a predicted model, not a curated record. The transcript is spliced from 10 exons. Gene Ontology annotation, molecular function: ubiquitin binding. Bases 215 to 1387 code for a protein of 390 amino acids. Lineage: Eukaryota; Metazoa; Chordata; Mammalia; Lagomorpha; Ochotonidae.